UCGCGUUGCCAUUGGAUAUAAGAGGCGUGCUCAGGUAAUGACAAGGAACUGAUUGUCUACUGAAGUAUCGAGGUUUUUAUGCACUUAUAUGAUCAUCUUUCCAUAGAGCAAUAAGAAUUAUGGGAGGGCAGCUGUCCAUAGACGAGAACGUUCAUGUGGUUAUCGUUGGCGGAGGUUUUGGUGGCAUUGCAGCUGCUCAGCACCUCAAGCAUCACGGGGUGCCAUUUAUGCUAAUUGACGUCCUUGAUGCUUUUCAUCACAACGUUGCAGCUCUGCGUGCAUCGGUUCAAAAUGGUUUUGCGAAACAGACUUUUAUACCAUACAAAGAGACAUUUGGGCUGAAUUUCAUCCAAGGACGUGUAACACAGAUAGAUAAAGAAACGCAGACCGUUGAGCUCGACAAUGGAAAGAAAGUGCGUUAUUCACACCUUAUUCUGUGCACUGGAACAAGUGGACCUUUUCCAGGAAAACACAAUUCUGUGGAAACCUACCAGUCAGCCAUUCAGAAGUAUGAGGAUUUUGUCAAAGAGAUCCAGGCUGCAAACUCGGUCCUGGUUGUUGGCGGUGGAACCACGGGUGUUGAAAUGGCUGCUGAGAUCAGGACAGAAUAUCCAAACAAGAAGGUAAUCCUGAUUCACCCCCGUGAGGAUGUGGCUGAUCCUGAUCUGCUCUCUAAGGUGAAAGAAGAAGCCAGGCAGAUACUGCUUGAGAAGGGUGUGGAGCUGUUGCUGGGACAGAAAGUGUCAAAUCUUGAUGAGCUGGAAUUCAACAAAUGUCGAAGUGGCAUGGUGGUCAAGACCAAUAAAAACGAGCAGUUUACAGUCGAUCUUGUCAUCUGCUGUACAGGAAAUAAAAUCAACUCGGAAGCAUACCGCUCCGGUCUGGGUUCAAGUCUGGCAGAGAAUGGUGCUUUGAAGGUGAACAAGCAUUUGCAAGUGGACGGCUUUGACAACGUAUACGCCGUGGGUGAUUGUGCCAAUGUCAGUGAGCCUAAGCUGGCAUAUCACGCUGGACUUCAUGCAAAAGUAGCUGCCACCAAUAUUAUUAACAGUCUGUCUGGAAAAGCUUUGACCUCAUACAGCCCAGGAAAUGUAACCAUGCUGGUUGCUAUGGGAAAGGAUGAUGGAGUAGGGCAGUUUAAUGGCUAUAAGCUACCUCGCUUUCUGGUCGCUAAGGGUAAGAGUCAGAGUCUGCUGCUGUGGAAGAGCUGGGGGGAAAUGGGUCAGAAAGCCCCAAAAUAACAAAAGAUUAACCAUCAAUGUUUACAUCAAAAUUUUUCCUCAAUAUAUGUUGAGGAAAUGUGUUGAAGGAAAAAAGUUUAUUAUCGAACAAAAUUUUGAUUUAUCAUCGUCGUAGAUUAGAAUAAAAUACACUGUAUUUAUGUAAACUGGUAGAAAGAAGUUUUAUAUUCUAAAUAUAAAUAUCAUCAUACUUUAAUAUAAUCAUGUACUAAAAUGUAUUAUUUUAUAUACAAGUACUGUAAACAGAUGUUUAAGAAUUAAAUGUUUUUACAUUCACAACAG
Molecule: messenger RNA, 1523 nt
Organism: Paramisgurnus dabryanus
Lineage: Eukaryota; Metazoa; Chordata; Actinopteri; Cypriniformes; Cobitidae
Gene: aifm2
Product: AIF family member 2
Biological process (GO): apoptotic mitochondrial changes; positive regulation of apoptotic process
Cellular component (GO): cytoplasm; mitochondrion
Molecular function (GO): flavin adenine dinucleotide binding; electron-transferring-flavoprotein dehydrogenase activity
Source: RefSeq, a predicted model, not a curated record